AGUGUCCUGUCUGCCGGAGAAGAUCCUCAAAAGAUCGUCUUCCAUUAAAUCUUGCAUUAAAGAACUUGUGUGAGUCGUUCCUGAAGGAGAGGAAUGAGAGGCGUUCAUCAGUUUUUGAGGAGAUCUGCAGUUUACACAGUGAGAAACUCAAACUCUUCUGUCUGGAGGAUAAACAGCCGGUUUGUGUCGUGUGCAGAGAUUCACAGACACACGUACGUCAAUCACACAUUCAGACCCAUUGGUGAAGUUGUUCCAGCUUUUAAGUCUCAAGCUGAGCACACAGAGCAUCAGAUUAAACAGCAGUUUGAGAAGCUUCAUCAGUUCCUCAGAGAUGAAGAAGAAGCUACAAUCACUGCACUGAGAGAGGAAGAGGAGCAGAAGAAGCAGAUGAUGAAGGAGAAGCUGGAGGAGAUGGACACGCACAUAUCAGCUCUUUCACACGCAAUCAAAGACAUGAAGGAGAUGAUAAGAGCCAAUGACGUCUGCUUUCUGAAGAAGUUUCCAGUCUCAAUGGAAAGAGUCCAGAUCUCACAGCCGGAUCCACAGAUGACUUCUGGAGCUUUGAUUCAUGUGUCACGAUACUUGGGCAACCUGCCGUUCAGAGUCUGGAAGAAGAUGCAGGACAUCAUCCAAAACACUUCUGUGAUUCUCGAUCCAAAAACUGCAGAUCCAUUUCUCGCCCUGUCUGAAGAUCUGACCAGUGUGAGAUGGAGCGAGAAUAAACAACCUCUCCCUGAUAAUCCAGAGAGAUUUGACUGGUAUCACUGUGUUCUGGGUUCAGAGGGCUUUAACUCGGGAACACACAGCUGGGAUGUGGAGGUCAAAGAGAGUUCAUACUGGUGUCUUGGAGUAACUACAGCAUCAAACCAGAGGAAGGGUCGUGUUUUCUUUAACACUGAUGUCUGGUGUGGACGGUACAGACUAACUGGGUCUGGUUUUCGUGUUGAACAGGAUCUUGAGCGUGUGAGAGCUGAUCUGGACUAUGACAGUGGAUCGGUGUCAUUCUCUGAUCCUGUAACACACAUCUACACACAUUCACAACCACCUUCACUGAAACGCUCUUUCCAUUCUUCUGUUCUGUUCUUCCUUUCUAAGGAUCUUACCGGUCAAAAGUCAGUAAAAGUUACUCCUGUAGAUCUGGAUUGAGAUUUGUUUGUGUAAAUCUGUAUGUGUAAAUCAUCUGUCCCCUCCAAACUUCUUCAGACAAGGACUCUUCCUUUUCAGUCCUAAUUUCCAUGUCCCUGCCGUAGGGUCCUAGCUGUAGCGUUUAGCCAUCCUACAUGAUUAAUCCAAAUCCAAAUUAUGGGUUUAGCCUGUUGUGCCAUUUCAUUGGUGUUAUGUAUACACUAUAUUGCCAAAAGUAUUGAGACACCCUUCCAAAUUAUUGAAUUCAGGUGUGUUCCAAUCACUUCCAUGGCCACAAUUGUAUAAAAUCAAGUGGCAUGAAGACUCCUUCUACAAACAUUUGUGAAAGAAAGCUUUCUGGGGCUCUGUGAAUUCAAGCGUGGUACCUAUAGGUUAGCACCUGUGUAAAAAAGUCCAUUCAUGAAAUUUCCUCACUAUUAAAUAUUUCAUGGUCAACUGUUUGUGGUAUUAAAACAAAGUGGAAGCAAUUGGGAACAAAGCAACUAAAUUUUAGG
Messenger RNA from Pimephales promelas (fathead minnow), 1640 nucleotides. NCBI's taxonomy places the organism in Eukaryota, Metazoa, Chordata, Actinopteri, Cypriniformes, Leuciscidae. The record is from RefSeq and is a predicted model, not a curated record.